UGUCAAGAUGACGAGCCUUAACCCCAAGGACAAAGAAACCGUGAAGGCCUUCUGGAAAGUGGCUUCAGUUUACCAUGAUGAGAUUGGCAGGGAGGCUCUGAACAGGCUGAUUGCGGUGUACCCACAAACCAAGACUUACUUCGCUCACUGGGAUGAUGUCAGCCCUGGAGCUCCUAAUGUUGUCAAGCACGGCAUCACCAUUAUGAAGGCCGUUUCUGAUGCAGUGGGCAAAAUCGAUGACUUAAAGGGAGGACUUCUGAAUCUUAGUGAGCUGCAUGCCUUCACUCUGCGUGUGGAUCCUGCUAACUUCAAGAGCCUGGCCCACUGUGUCAUGGUGGUUCUUGCCAUCAAGUUCCCUGAAGAAUUCACUCCUGAGGUCCACAUGGCUUUUGACAAGUUCCUGGCUGCUCUGGCCAUGGCUCUGUCUGAGAAGUACAGAUAA
Molecule: messenger RNA, 442 nt
Organism: Boleophthalmus pectinirostris (great blue-spotted mudskipper)
Lineage: Eukaryota; Metazoa; Chordata; Actinopteri; Gobiiformes; Gobiidae
Product: hemoglobin embryonic subunit alpha-like
Exons: 3
Coding region: 8-442 (144 amino acids)
Biological process (GO): oxygen transport; hydrogen peroxide catabolic process
Cellular component (GO): hemoglobin complex; blood microparticle; haptoglobin-hemoglobin complex
Molecular function (GO): organic acid binding; oxygen binding; heme binding
Source: RefSeq, a predicted model, not a curated record